AUGAGCGUACAAGACGCCGACACCAACCUCAGCGUCGUAGAGAUUUCGGAUGGAGAGACUUCGAAUUCAACGACAGACUCGGAGGACCAGACGUUCGUAGAGCGGACAAAACUGUCGGUUGGAAACCCCACUGCAGCUAAACCAGCAGCGCCCAAUGGCGCGGCCAAAGUCUUGUUCUUUGAUGGCAUUCGCGGUCUCGCAGCCAUUCUGGUUGUCAUUCACCACUCAAAGGAAUACCCCACCGACAAACUGCAUCUCGGGGCAGUGGCCGUGGACAUCUUCUUUGUGCUAUCAUCGUUCCUGCUGACAUGGCUUUUCAUAAAAAAGAGCAUGAAGCUACUAGCACAACAUGCUGGCGCUCGAACGUGGACCAUCGCAUUGUUGGACUACUUCCAGAAACGAUUCUUUCGAGUGUACCCGCUGUUCGCAGUGACGGCGAUCGUACUGGCCUGCGUGUCUACCCAGAACCAGCAGAAUUAUAAUAUCAACAACCCCGCAGACUACGAUUUGGGCAAAGUGCUACUGUUCUACACCGGCUACCGUUUUCACGUGUUUUGGACGUUACCGCUGGAGAUUGGGUACUACUUCGUGCUCCCAGUUUUUGUCGCGAUUGCGCUGGGUAUGCGUCGCUUUUGGUGGAUUGGAGCGAUACCACUAUUCGUGUGGAUCCUACACGAAGGCUUCUACGCCUACAGAAACCACCACAUGCCUCUCCUUCCUCAUCUCCACACAUUUACAAUGGGUUCAAUGGGUGCCGUCAUCUUCGUGAAGGCGGAUUUAUGGAUCAAAGAGACGAAAUUUAACUUUUUCUGGUGGCACACACUCGCCCUCCGUGUAGUUGAAGGUCUAGCCAUUGCUGUACUGGUGAGCGUGUGCUUCGAUGGAUUAUUCUUCGACUGGAUCCAUGCGGAUCCUGUGCCCGCGGGGCCUGGAUUCCCUUUUGUCAGCGUAGAGCUGACAAUUAUUUUCGUGAUCGAGAUGAUUCGUCCGUCUUGCGUCUCGUCGAUGUUUGAGUGGAGUGUGCUGCGAUACUGGGGGAAAAUCAGCUUCUCGGUCUACUUACUGCACUGUUUCAUUAUUUACCACCCUUCGAUCAUGCAAGAAAAGAAGUUUUUUAACCGAUUCUUCGCGCGAUUCGGUCUGGUUUUAAUACUGGCGACCGUGAGCUACCACGUUAUCGAACGUCCGUCACAGAUGCUGGCACAAAGAAUCUCUCGCUUCCUCGCAGCUCAAGACGGAAAGGACUCUGGAACAUGCUUAGUGAGAUUUACGUGCCUGGAGCGUAUGAACUUGAGAAGGCAAAGCGUCCCACUGGAGGAGAAGUAG
Phytophthora infestans T30-4 is the source of this 1326-nucleotide messenger RNA. RefSeq lists its product as uncharacterized. NCBI's taxonomy places the organism in Eukaryota, Oomycota, Peronosporomycetes, Peronosporales, Peronosporaceae. The record is from RefSeq and is a predicted model, not a curated record. Gene Ontology annotation, cellular component: membrane. The transcript has a single exon. Gene Ontology annotation, biological process: polysaccharide biosynthetic process. Bases 1 to 1326 code for a protein of 441 amino acids. Gene Ontology annotation, molecular function: acyltransferase activity, transferring groups other than amino-acyl groups.